Molecule: messenger RNA, 2181 nt
Organism: Labeo rohita (rohu)
Lineage: Eukaryota; Metazoa; Chordata; Actinopteri; Cypriniformes; Cyprinidae
Product: claudin-4-like
Exons: 2
Coding region: 39-1157 (372 amino acids)
Biological process (GO): bicellular tight junction assembly; cell adhesion
Cellular component (GO): plasma membrane; bicellular tight junction
Molecular function (GO): structural molecule activity
Source: RefSeq, a predicted model, not a curated record
GAGACCGAAGACUGUUCUUUUACCUCCACACGUGAGCAAUGGUUUCAGCAGGGUUGCAGAUGCUGGGCAUAGCCCUGGCUGUCGUCGGCUGGAUCGGGGUGAUCGUGGUUUGCGUUCUCCCUAUGUGGCUUGUCACGGCUUUCAUUGGACAGAACAUAGUCACUGCGCAGAUAACCUGGGAGGGGAUCUGGAUGAGUUGUGUGGUGCAGAGCACCGGACAGAUGCAGUGUAAGGUCUAUGACUCCAUGCUGGCUCUCAGCUCAGAUCUACAGGCGGCCCGUGCCCUGACUAUCAUCUCCAUCCUGGUGGGUGUCGUUGGCAUCCUGUUAGCGACCGCUGGAGGCAAAUGCACCAACUGCAUCGAGGACGAGCGUGCCAAGGCCAGAGUUGGCAUCGUUUCAGGAGCCAUCUUCAUCGUCGCUGGAGUUCUGUGUUUGAUUCCCAUCUGCUGGACGGCCAAUAUGAUUAUAAGGGACUUCUACAACCCUAUGACCGUCAGCGCACAGAAGAAAGAUGAUUUAAAAAUGGUCUCCCAAGGACUCCAGAUUAUGGGCAUAUCCACAGCCAUGCUGGGUUGGCUGGGUGUCAUUGUCGUUUGCGCUUUGCCCCAGUGGAAGGUGUCUGCGUUCAUUGGGGCCAACAUCGUCACAGCACAGAUCAUCUGGGAGGGCAUGUGGAUGAACUGUGUGGUGCAGAGCACUGGACAAAUGCAGUGUAAAGUCUACGACUCCAUGCUGGCGCUCAGUUCUGAUCUUCAAGCGGGCCGGGCCAUGAUCAUCAUCUCCAUUUUGACUGGACUCUUUGGAAUCGUAAUUUCUUUGGCUGGUGGGAAGUGCACCAACUGCAUUGAGGAUCAGGGGUCCAAAUCAAAGGCGUGCAUCGUCGCAGGCAUUCUCUUAAUUAUCUCUGGACUUCUUUGUAUGAUCCCAGUGUCGUGGGCAGCACACACGACCAUACGCGACUUCUAUAACCCAAUGAUGGUGGAGGCCCAGCGGAGGGAGUUGGGCGCAGCUCUGUAUGUCGGAUGGGGAUCUGCUGGGUUGCUUUUACUUGGAGGAGGAAUACUUUGCUGGAACUGCCCGCCGAAGCAAGAACGAAUCUACAACCCUAAAUUCUCCGCUGUGAGGUCCAAUUCUGGUCCAAGAGAGUUCGUCUGAGGCGCAGACCCAUAAGACCAUCCUUAAAAUGCACAUUUAAGUGACUGAUUGAGCUAAUUCAUCACUGUACAUCAGCAAUUUAUCUGUAGAAUUACCUGAGACAUUUUUAUUUUUUUUUACAUGUAAUAGCAUAACAUUUUCAUUCUUCCUCUUCACAAAUACAAAGAUUCAUGAAUGCAUUUCUUCUAGAUUAAAUAUGUUGUGAUAAUUUGUAUGCCACUGCAUGUAUCACUUAGUACUUUCCUUAGAAUAAAUAUUGUCAAAUUAUAUUCUUUUUAUGUUGGCAGUCCAAUAGCUCAAACAGCAGAGCAAAGCGGUAGAAACAUCAUGGAUUAAAUUCUAUGGGAAAGCUUGAACUGAUCAAAUAUAUAACUUCAGUGCAAUGCAAGUGGCUUUGGAUAAGAGAGUAAUGUAUAUAUUACAGCUUUUAUGGUGGAAUUCUAAAUAUAGAUAUUUAUGUAAAAUGUACAACAGUGAUGGGUAAAUGAUUCCAAAUUACAUGACAAAAAUUAUAAUUAGUAACACAGUUCAUUACAUUACACAUUUUAGGUAAUAUAAUCAGACUACUUUUUGUUUAUUUUUGGAUUAAUUUUGACGUAAUUUGUUUAUCACACUGAUUUACAUAUGGUAAUCUUCUACAUUAAUAAUAUAAAAAUUAAGAACACAAAGUGCAUUAAACAUCGUUACAUCAAGGUUUCCAAAACUAGAAUCCGUUAAGUUCAAUAAAAGCUAAUAAUUAAUUAAAUAGUUUUCUUGCUAUUGUGUAAGUAAUAUGUAGUCAUGUAAUCACUAACUGUAGUAACUGUAGUCUGAUUAUGAGUAUUUUAAAAUAUAAUAUUCUUUGUGCUUAAUUUUCAGAAUCUGAUUAUGUAAUCAGAUUACAUGUAAGCAGUUUCUACCCAGCACUGGUGUACAAUAAUACUUUUUAUUAUUCUCCAAUUUGUCAUGUUUUUUUUUUGUUUGUUUUUUGUUUUGUUUUUUUGUUUUUUUAAUAAAACGUUGCCAUCAAUAAAAUAAUAACAAA